Messenger RNA from Gadus chalcogrammus (walleye pollock), 3787 nucleotides. RefSeq names its product toll-like receptor 9. Gene Ontology annotation, molecular function: protein binding; pattern recognition receptor activity. The transcript has 3 exons. Gene Ontology annotation, cellular component: plasma membrane. Gene Ontology annotation, biological process: defense response to virus; positive regulation of interleukin-6 production; canonical NF-kappaB signal transduction. Lineage: Eukaryota; Metazoa; Chordata; Actinopteri; Gadiformes; Gadidae. The record is from RefSeq and is a predicted model, not a curated record. Bases 50 to 3202 code for a protein of 1050 amino acids.
UCACCGUCACACAGCUGAGUCUCCGCUUAAAGAUCAGUCCAAAGAGAUAAUGGAUAACUUUAAGAAAGUGAUUUUCCUAUUACUGAGCCAACUCCAUUUAUUGAGAGGAAGAAACCCCCUGUUUUUUCCAUGUGACAAUAAUGAAAACGGUACUGAGAUAUACUGCACUCGCAGGCAACUCGAUGACAUCCCUUUUUUUACUUCAAUGAAUGCAACGUUUCUCGACCUAAGUCACACCAAGAUACGGGAAGUGGGACCACAGAAAUUCUCUGGUAUUCCAAAUCUUACCACUCUGAAAAUGACGUGGAAUUGUGAUCCGAGAAGUUCUACAAAUACAAACAACCCCCCCUGUGGAGUCAGAAUAGACAAGGAUGCCUUCAGGAGUCUGCACAACCUCACUUAUCUAUAUCUGGCAGGAAACAGCCUUACCACGUUACCCUGGUUACCAGAAAGCAUUAAGGUCCUGGAUCUCGAGAGUAACUGCAUUUUCAACAUUAUCAUCCCUUUUGGAACUCCACAUCUAGAGCAGCUCCUUCUCACAAUGAACUGUUAUUAUGAAAACCCUUGUUUCCAGCCAUUUUACAUCUAUGAGGAUGUCUACAAGGAGCUAUCACAUCUAAAAAAUCUUACCCUGGGAUACAACAAUUUGACAUCAAUACCACUAGGAUUGCCAGCUUCACUUAUUGCUCUGGACUUGAAAGAGAAUACAAUAACUGAGAUUCCAGAAGGGGCAUUUGCCCAUUUUCCUAACCUGGAGGAACUAAAUCUGGAAUGGAAUUGUCAGCGUUGUGACCACGCAGCCCGCAUUUGUAUACCUUGCCCUAACAAUGCCUCCUUACAGCUACACCCAAAUUCAUUCUAUGCAAAAAACAGCUCUAUUAAAAAACUGAGAUUGAGAGGAAACUCUUUGAACAAUAUACCAGAAGGUCUUUUUCUCCCUUUGACAAAUUUAGUGAUGUUGGAUCUCUCGGACAACUACCUGGCCCACACCAUCCGUAAUGGUACCUUCUUUACAGACCUAAAGCAGUUAACAUGGAUCAGCCUCAUCUAUAACUAUCAGCCACUAAAAAUAUUUCCUGACCUGAUCCUUUCACCACACCUGGGCAAUGUCUCAAAUUUAAAAACCCUUCUGUUAAGCGGAAACUUUUUUAACACUGUUUCAGAACAAAGCCUUGUUGUUCUGUCCAGACUUAAACAACUUAAAAAGCUUGAGAUGCGCAUGAAUUUCAUCAGCAAUUUCAACAUGAACACUCUGGGAAUGUUGCCUUCCCUCAGCAGAUUAGACCUCUCUCAGAACAUACUGAGUUAUCACAAUGUGUCAUCUAGGUACUCUUUAGAACAAGGAUCUCAGGAUUCAAAUGUUUUUAAAGAUUAUUCUGAUUCACCCAUGCUACCAGUAUCAGCAUACAUGUAUAAAACUGAGACUGACAAUGAGACUUGUAGAACACCUAACAAUAUCGUAUUUGAAAUGUGGUAUUUCAACCAGAAAUUCUGCCGAAAUAACUUGACAAUUGAUCUUUCUCAAAAUAAUGUUAUUUUCCUACACGAAGAUGUUUUUGAUGGUAUGGAAAAUGUUGUGUGUUUAAACCUGUCUUAUAAUUAUGCAAGCCAGGCUUUAAGAGGUAGACUUUUCAGUCGCUUGAAAAGCUUAGUUUACCUAGAUAUGUCAUACAAUAGAAUUGACCUAUAUUAUAGAGAGGCAUUCACUGAGUUGAACAAGACUCUGAAAGUGUUGGACCUCAGUCACAACGAGUAUCACUUUCGUAUGAAGGGAAUGGGUCAUCGUCUUGAGUUCGGCGGUCUAACAAAUCUGGACGUUUUAAAUCUUGCAAAUAAUGGCAUUGGAACUCGAAUUACUCCACGACUGAGCAGCAACUCUGUGAAGUAUAUGUACUUUUCUGGGAAUCACCUAGAUAUUAUGUGGGGUAAAGAGGGCCAGACUUACAUUCAAUUCUUCCAGGACCUCAAGAAAUUAAUAUACUUGGACAUCUCUCAGAACAUGCUACGUUCAUUCGAACAACGACAACUCUGUAAUCUACCGGUGAGCAUUCAGGCCAUCAGCAUUAGCAAUAAUUACCUCAGUACUUUUCCAUGGCUGAACCUCACAUGUCUUGGAAAUCUUAGCCAUCUAAAUCUUAGUGGAAAUCAACUUUCAUCUCUGCCUAACAGUGUGACAGAGUUUCCACCAGAUUUUUCUGUCUUGGACCUCAGUAACAAUCAGAUAAGCAAUCUUUCUGAUAAUUUCUUCAGUCAUGCCAAAGCUUUGCAGUGUCUCUAUCUCAAUGACAACUUUCUCAAAGUGCUGAACCGUCAGUCAAUCCCAUUCCAGCUGAAAAAUGGCACUUCUGUUCAGUUGCUUACCCUACAUAAUAACCCUUUCAGCUGUGAAUGCUACAAUUCAGAAUUGGAGGAAUUCCUGCGGACCAGCAACACACGUAUUCCUUACCUGACCACUGCUGUUCAAUGUGGAUUCCCAGAGUCCCUUCAGGGUCAAAGUGUGCUGACAGUCGACCAGCGUUCCUGUCAGGAGAUCUAUGGUGGCUUGGCCUUCUUCUUAAGUACACUCUUCACAUGUGCAUUUAUUGCUCUGCCAUUGUUAAGACAUCUUUAUGGCUGGGAUGUGUGGUACUGCCUGCAGAUCCUAUGGGCAGGAUGUAAGGGCUACCUGCAUCCUUCUGCCAGUUGCUCGCCAAAACGCUAUGAUGCUUUUUUGGUGUUUGACACAAACAACCAGGCUGUGAGAGACUGGGUUUACAAUGAGUUGGUUAUCCGUUUGGAGAGAUCUGGCUACAGAAGAUUCUCACUCUGUUUAGAGGAGAGGGACUGGAUUCCUGGGCUUUCCUGCAUUGAAAACCUCCACAAUGCUGUCCAUAGCAGCGAGAAGACAGUGUUUGUUCUGUCCAAUGGCACAAGAAAUGGCGUUGGGGAAGCAACAGUCAACGGUGUGAUACAGCAGACUUUUUUCAUGGUUCAACAGCGGCUUCUUGAUGAGAAGGUGGAUGUAGCCGUUCUCAUACUGCUGGACAAGAUGUUUCCAAAGCUGAAGUACCUCCAACUAAGGACGAGGUUGUGCAAGAAGUCAGUGAUGUCCUGGCCUAGAAAUCCACAGGCCCAACCCCUAUUCUGGAACCAAAUGAGGACAGCACUGUCGUCAGACAAUCUUAAAUUAUAUGACAGCAACAUUAGUGAAAGUUUCAUAUAAACUCUACUCGUUAUACAAAGUAACAAAGUUACAACUAUUUUCUCUCUGAAAAUGUGUUUAAAUAGGCCAAAUUACUUUUCAAUUAAGACCACCGCUGUUUAACAAUUGAUGCGAACCUUGUGUGUUUUUAAAUAUAGCCUAAACCUGACCCUAAAUCUUAUAUAGUUUACAUAAUCCUAAACUAUGCUAGUUUAACACACCAACAUCUAGUGUUUCUCAAAAAUGUGAUGAAAUGCGCGUGUAUAUAUAGGCUGAAUAACUUUUCAAUGUAGAACACAUCCUUUUACAUAAUUUGUGUUCAAUUUGAGAUUAGGGUUCCUGUCCAUGAUCAUUUGCAUCCCUGAUUAUGUAGCGUUUUAAUGUAAAAACACAUAACCAAUGUUGGACAAUGUACUGCCAUUAGAUUAAUCAAACCAUCAUGAAACUCACAUGUUUACAAUUAAACAAUUACAAUUUUGACAGGUAUUCGUGUGCUGAUCUAGAGAAGGGAUGAAGGCCCACUGCUGUACUAAUUUGGGAAUAUGAAAUUAAUCAAGAAUAUGGCUACAUUUUUGGGGGACAUUUUCUGUUAAGACUUUAUUGGGU